CACACAUUGUACACACAGACAGAUAUAUAAUAUAUACUCGCACACACACACAGGCAAGCGCGCGAGAGAGUCUCGAAGAAAUAGCGUGCCUCUGCCUCUCGCAGUUGUCAGGUAAACCUCGAGCGCGUCGCGCGGAGCCUCGCGUCUUUAUAUAUACAACAACGAAAUAUUUCGAUGCUCUCCAGUGCCCGCGGUUGACAGCUUCUUCGUGCGUGCGUGCGUGCGUGCGUGCCCGUCCCCGCGCCUCUGUUAUACCUUGGACACGCUGCAGUGCGUGUGUGCAUCGAGUCGUCACUUUUGUCCCUUCGGACCACAAGUGCACAGUGCAUAGCUGAUGUAAUUUUUGCAACACGCACACACACACACACACACACACACACUCGACGAAUCUAACUGUACGCGUGUGUAUUAGAUUCGACUGACCCAACCGCAUAUAUAUUAUAUAGUGUGUUUACGUUGGCCGAUCGUUAGCGCGAGUCCAUCGCGAAGCGCGUUCUACAUUAUAUCAGCGAGUUCAAGAGACAACAACAAUAGAGCUACAUCAGCUUUGCACGAGCACCGAGAGAUAAGCCCUCCCCCCGAGGAUAAUGGUGAAUGUGAAGUGGCCCGAUUUUACAUCCUCGAUACCUGUUAAAAGUUCCAGCGGUAGCCGCACUUAUAAUCAGCUCUAGUGUUUUGUGCUUUUCAUAUGCAUAAUAAUAUACACGAGAGAAGUGAAGGGUGCACUCUCGCACAAGCACACAUACACACACGAACGCGAGCGCACGCCUCAGCCGUGCCGUAAUCAACGCCGUGUACGUAUAAUACGAUAUACAAUAUAUAACACUCGAGAGAGCGAAAGGAUUCGAGAUUCGUCGCGUUCCUCGAUGCUGUGUUAUUAUUGUCAAACGAAAUAACGCGCUCGCGUUGUAUUAGAAAUUGUGUUGCGCGACAUUUCCCCAAAAAAAUAAACGUCACGAGUGUCUCUUCGUCUAGACGAAAAAAAGAAAGAGAGCGAUCGUAUCGAUACCUUGCGCAAGACUACAGUUUGGUAAUAAAAACUCGUCUCGUAUUUUUCGGAAGCCCAGGCUGAGCUUGGAUUAGUUUUUCAUCGUCAUCGUCAGUCACAAGAUACACGAGCUACAGGAAGGAUCGGAGAAAAAAGAAAGAAAGGAAAAGAAAUUGAUGUGCGCGCGCGUAUGUCAUCAUCGCAGCAGUGCGGAUUAUUAUACACGAGUAUAUAUGAGAAGCGCGUGCCCGAGUGACCGAAAACACUAAAUGAUGCAUCUGUACUGCUGGCAUGCAGCUGCUGGGUUUUCGUACAUCUACUCGGAGACUGGAUUCGUUCGACGGUGCUUCGACUCGUGAUACUGUAUACUACUCGUGUAACGGUGUGCGUUGGUGACUGUGCGCGUGUUAAAACUGUGCGCGAGUGUGAAUUUUCUAACCUAGAGUGUGAAACACUUUGAUAUCCUCGGACGAACUAGGAUAAGGGUGAACAAAAAAGGAAUCAGUGCAGCGGCUUGAUAGACCGCGGGUGUUACAAAAAUGACGGAUCUACUGCUACCGGCGUUCCAAGCCGUGGUCGGCUCGCCGCCCGGCGGCAAGUCCGAGGUCGUGUUCCGCACCCCCGGCGGCGCCGGCCAGCUGUUCCGCAACAGCGAGAUGCGACACUCGCGCAGCGAGGACCUCCUCCAGCAGGCGGCGGCAGUCCCGCGCAGCCCCUCGCCCUCCAACGCCAAAGCAGCAGGUGGAGGUGGAGGCGGAGGAGCCGCGGGACCAGCACCUCUGCUGGCGAAUCAGGCGGUGUCCGAGGACGACCUGCACGCGGCGAGCUCGCUCGAUCCGCCGCUGCGAGGUCCAUCGGCGGCGGUCGCGGCCAGCCUGGUCCUGAGGGCGGCCGGCGGCCCGGCGGGUUCGUCGCCCGGACUGCUGGCCGACCGAGUCGAUCCCGAAGAUUCCAUCAGAGACAUCGUCACGGAGAACGAUUUGUACAGAUUCGUCCUGUUCAAGAGGCACUACGACAAGUACGUGGCGCUGGCUGCCAGAUACGAGGAGGCAAGAGGUCUGGCUUAUUACCUCGAGGAACGCUACCACGAAGUCAAGGCGGAAAGAGACAGACUGGAGGAGACGCGGGAGCAGCUCGAGCGCCGGCUCGAGGGCUGCGAGGCCGAGCUCAAAGACAAGGAGGAGGAGCUGUUCUCGCAGCUGGAGCGCAGCCUGAGACUCGAGGACGAGGCGGAGCGCGCCCGGGCGGAGCGCGAGGCCUGCCAGGCCAGACGAGAGCGGCUGGAGCGCGAGCAGGCGGCGACGCUGCGACAGCUGCAGCUGCAGGCCGCCGAGAACGAGAUCACCCGGAGAUCGCUGGAACGAGCUCGCCAGGAGGUCAUCAAGCAGGCCACGGCCAUCAGGCUCGAGAAGGACGCUCUCGAACAAGAGAACGAGGCGCUGAAGAACAAACUGCGCGCCGAGCAGGACGAGCUCGGGGCCGAGCGCCGUCGCAACGAGGAGGGCGUAGCCGCGCUGGCCCACGAGGCCAACUCGCUGAGGCACGCGGCGCGACACCUGCGAGCCGCGGCGCUGCACGCGACCAAUUGCCGGCGAAGACGCAGGUGCUCCGUGUGCGCCUACGCGCGCCGCACCUUCCAGGACGUCGACGACUUUCGCGAGGACGGCAAGCUGUUCAAAUGCCUGCAAGCUCCGCUUCAAGAUCUGCGCACGUGGCUGCGUCCGAGCUCGCCGUCCUCGACGAUCGGCAUCGUCGGCGCCGCCAGUCCCGCGUCCUCGGACGCUCUGCGCACGAGUUCGCCCCUGGAUCGCGGCAUGAGCUUCAUCGACGACGAGGCUACCAGUAUUUCCGACGACGAGGUCUACUCCAACGAGGUGGUCAACAACGAGGCGUCGUUGUCGUCCACCGUGUCCAGCGCCCCGCCGGCCGUUCGAGCCUUCUCAUCAGAUUCUGGAUUCUCAUCGGAGACGGGCGAUCGGCGAUCUCGCUCUUACGAGUGCGGCGGCAGCAGUCGCAAAAUCAGCGAGUCGUCGGUCAGCGAGGCCGGCGACGUGGCCGCCACCGCCAACGGCGCACUGGCGAGGCCCGGCAGCAACUUCACGCGCUCCCGGUGGACGUCGUCGUUUCGCAAGCUCCUGGGUCGUAAAUCAAAAGCGCCUAAGCAGUCGCACGAGACUGACGAGGCUUGAAUCUUCUUCUUCUUCUUCGUUCUUGUUCGUGAAUUUUCGUUUAUUUGGUACGAGGUUGACGUAUUUUCAGAUGACUCGUAUAAAGAGAUUCGUGUAAAUUAUUUUUAACAAUCGAGAGGCAGUCGACGCGAGUUGUGUCUCGUUUAUUUUGUUACUUUGCAGCGUUUCGCGUCUCCCUUAGAUUUAUUGUUGCCUCGACAAAAUCGUUCAAAGUUUACUUAAAUUAUUAGCGGUGUAUCGUGCAUAAGUAUGUCAAUCAUUGUUUUUUUUUUCGUCAUUUAUCCAACUGCUAAAAUACUGAUUUUUUAUUAAUUUAGAAAAAUUCUUCCAAGCUUUUAUUCUUAGAGACCGUGUUUGCUUACUUUUAUAUUUUCAAAGAUGCUUUGAAAAGGGCAAAGCUGCACAUUCAGUAUUCAUUAUUUUAGUAAAGAGUAAAUAUUCAAUUACAUUUGUCAAAAACAUUAUCGAGACUGAUUUUAUUGUUACUUGAUGCCACCGGUUAAACUAUCCUAAACAUCGAUUUACCCAAAAAUUUAAAAACCAAGGGUGAAGAUUAUUAUAUGAUAAUUUGUAAAUAAUGCCUAUGUAAUUCAAUAUUUAAUCGAAUUUUAGAGCUUAGAAUAAUGUUUAUAUUUGUACCUCGUACCAAGUUACUCUUCUAAUCAAUGAUGACAUCUUAGAAGUUUAAAACAAAUUCAUUCUGAAAAAUUGUUACUCUUCGUUUAUCUGAAUUGAUAUAAGUAUCAACUUGAUUUUUGAUUUAAUUCAAUUUCGUAAAGUAAAAGAAACUUUCAAUUUUUUGGUUUGAAACAACUGUGAUAACAAAAGAGAUUGUUGUGCCGAAGAAAAAAUAAUCAACAGGACACGUGAAUGAGUCCUUCAUGUGAUGACAAUUGCAAUGUUUCCUAUUGUAAUUGUUUAUUUGAUUUCUAAAGGAAUGGGAUGUCCAUAUGACAUGCCGCAUUCAUUUUGAAAGAAAAAUGCCAAACAAAAUAUUCGUCCGAUGUGUGAGUAAAUGAGCAUGGGUUCCAAAAAUGUAUUAUGAUCAAACUUAUUAUUUUUGUAUAUUUUCUUAUUAUUUUUCCACGGCAUUUCUUUUGCUACUGUUGCUCAAUAAACUUCGCAGAGUCAUGAUUUUUCUUGUAACAUGACCAUUUGUAUUAUAGAUUUUUCUGCUAUUAACUUAAUUAUAGAUAAAACUGCCAGAUUAGAAAAAAAAAUUUAAAGAACACUUCAAAAAGUUCUAUUAUCUAAGAUCAUCACAAGAAUCACUUGUAAUAUUAGAGUUAUAAAUUCAGUAAGAAAAAAUGAUUUGGAACAAAAUUAUAUUGAAUGUCUUUUGGUAGAUUGUAAGAAGACUGUUGAAUUCAAACUUGUUAUAGUACUUAAUUACAUUAUGACUUUAAGUACGUGUUUAUAUGUAAAUGUUUAUUUAAAUGUACUAUGUAUAUUGUUAUAAAAAAUUCGUUUUGUGUUCUUGAAAUUAUCCUGAAAAAAUCUAAUCAGCAUCUUAUGCAAAAUUUGCUUAAUUUGUUAGUAUGUGAAAAAGAUGUAUUCGUUAUGAAAUUGUACAUGAGCUUUUCCAGCUACUUGGAAUGUAGCUCCUUGAUUCCAAUUUAUGUAGAAUUUUAUAAUCAGAGUGAAUCUGUAUUAAUGAAACGUACAUGCCUUGAACAGCAAAGAUUCUCAUUUUUUAUUAAACGUCAGUUUCUGAUUCGUGCCUUAGUGUUGUCACUCAUAAAAGUAUGAAUUUAAGUAAAAACAUCUUUAAAAUGAUAUCAAUUACUCUUACGAAUUAGUAUAAGUAUCAAUGAUGUAAAGAUGCUUUUCUUGUCAAUACAGUUAAGAAUUUGUGUAUGAAUUGAAUUUUAUAAAUGUUACCGAUUGAGUUGUUUACACAAUCUAUGCAUCUUCAAAUCUGUAUAAAUAAUGAAUUGUUUAUAUAAAAUGAAAUAGAAGUA
Trichogramma pretiosum is the source of this 5138-nucleotide messenger RNA. RefSeq names its product macoilin-2-like. NCBI's taxonomy places the organism in Eukaryota, Metazoa, Arthropoda, Insecta, Hymenoptera, Trichogrammatidae. The coding region runs from base 1528 to 3177 and encodes 549 amino acids. The transcript has 6 exons. The record is from RefSeq and is a predicted model, not a curated record.